Messenger RNA from Clunio marinus, 288 nucleotides. The record is from the annotation of a GenBank genome assembly. NCBI's taxonomy places the organism in Eukaryota, Metazoa, Arthropoda, Insecta, Diptera, Chironomidae.
AUGGAAGCAAACAACAGAACAGGAAAACAAAAAAAAAGGAAAUAUUUACAAUUACGAUGUGACAUUAAAUUACGGUACUUAAAUUUCGAUACACAUGCUCCGUUUUCUAAGGUGCUUCAUUUUCAUGGUUUCUCUCUUCAGUUGGAGAAAGAACGCCUUUCAAAAAUAGGAACAGGAGUGAAGCCUUGCAAAAUAAUAUUGAAAGCUCAAGUGGAUCUCUCAAGAUUUUUGCUGACAGCGGAAAUUGAAAGGAAUUCUUGCAGGCUUUGGGGUUGUCAGAAAAGUUAG